Molecule: messenger RNA, 4388 nt
Organism: Naegleria gruberi
Lineage: Eukaryota; Heterolobosea; Eutetramitea; Acrasida; Naegleriidae
Product: SAC9 protein-like protein
Exons: 3
Coding region: 1-4371 (1456 amino acids)
Molecular function (GO): phosphatase activity
Source: RefSeq, a predicted model, not a curated record
AUGAGAGAGACACAACAUUUAAUUGUAGAGACAGAUAAUGGUGGAUUUCAUAUUAUUAGCUCUCUUUCAAGAAGAAGAGACACACAAAUAAUAACUAUCGAAAAGUAUACUGGACAAUUGUUGUAUACAGGUCAUCCGGGUGUAGAUCUUUUCUAUUCUCCUCAAGAUGCUCUCAAAUUUCUGUCCAAAGAUAAGAAGAAUAUAAAGAAUGUAACAAAAUGUCACUCAAUCAUUGGUUAUACAGUAAUUGGAUCUUGUGGCUAUUUAUUUAUUUGUACAAAAGUUAGUUUGGAUUUGGUACUUCCACCUAAUCAUCAUGUUUAUACAAUAAGAGAAACUGAGACAAUAACAAUUCCACUCACCUAUCCUCAUCGUAUCACUAAAGCAGAGGUUAAAAAUUGUGAAUUAAUGACAGAGUUCCAAUUGAAAGGCCUACAUUUCUAUUGUGAAACAUAUGACCUGACAAGACCAUUCCCAUCAACCCAUUCUCCCCAAGAUUAUACGGAAGAAUUUUGUUGGAAUAUUCACUUGACGGAGAGUUUUAGAAAAAUUAGAAUGAGAAGUUGGUGUUGUGUUUUACUCCAAGGUGUUGCUAGAUCAUCAGGACCUGUCAAAUGUAAAGAGAAGGAUGAAUAUAUUUUAAAAAGAGGAAGAGAAGCCCUUCUCAAUUUUAAUGAACUAUUAGAUUCUGCCGAGGAGGUCAAUUCUACUGAAUCUAUCGGUAAUGUGAAUUUGGCAAUUAUUUGUAGAAAGAGUUGCCUCAAUCCAGGAACAAGAUACAAUGCAAGAGGAUUGAAUGACAAGUCAAGUCCUGGUAAUGAAUAUGAAUCAGAACAAAUUUUAUGGAGAUCAUAUAAUGGAAACAUAAUGUUUAGUACUUUUGUUUGGAGAAGAGGCACUGUUCCUAUCCACUGGAGAAGUGAACUCAAUAAUGCAGUACAAGAUGCAAGUAUUAUCAUUUCUGACAAACCCUAUGAAAACAUUGAUGUAUACUAUAAGAGAAUUGUUGAUAGGUACAAUAAUCAACCUAUCACUAUUAUUAAUUUACUUCGUUCAAAAGAAAUUCACCCAGAAGAAGGAAAUUUGACUCAUCAUUUUAGAGAAUCCUUAAAGGUUGUUAAAAAGUUGAUGGCCAUAGAUCAAUUGGAAAUGUUAGAAUUUGAUUGGCACACUCUUCAUAAAACCGAUGGUACUGAGAAAGCUGUAAAAAAGUUGUGGACCCUCGUUUCUCCAAAGUUAAGAGGUGCUGGUGUAACAACUGGUAUAAUGAGAGUUUCAUCUCAUGGAACUGUUGUAGAUAUGAAGCUGUGGAAAAAACAAAGUGGUAUUGUAAGAGUGAAUUGUGCAGACUCUCUCGAUAGAACCAAUCUCAUUUGUUUUUUCAAUUCCAUUCAAGUUUUGGCAGAACAGUGUCGUCAACUUGGUGUUUCGCUUUGUGAUCCAUCAGGUGACUUUUCUGAGAGUUGGAAGAGUUUGGACUAUACUCUUCAACAGGUAAAGGAUGAGUUUGACUCUACUCUCCUUCUCAAAUUGGCAGAAAUUUAUGUAAAUGUUGGAGAUGUAUGUGCCACUCUUUAUACUAAUACGGUUGCAAUGCAUACUUCACCAAUGCGUGAGUUUGCUCAACACUUAGGAGCUGCUCCUAACAAUACCAAGCUCAUUGUGGAGAGAAGAAUUCAAAAUGUUCUCAAGGACAAAAUUCGUCAACAACAAUACGAAAUGUUUUUGGGUUUGAACUUGUCCAGAUACUUUCCAUCACAUAUUGUCAAUACCAAGUAUGGAGAAUUGAGAUAUGUGAGUCACUAUCCAACAUUUAUCUUUAAAUCAGUUCCAAAAGAAAUUCCAUACAAGACAACAGAAGAGAGAGCUUUGAUAAGAAGUGGAUUUUCUCAUCAUUGGAUUUGUCCAAGAGAUUUUGAUUUUAUUGAAGUUCAAAUUUACUUGCCAUUCUAUUGUAGAGUGACAGAGCUUGCUCUCACUAUUAGACACGGUCUCAAUGAUUCAACUUCUCCUUCCAAGAUGGAUGUAUUUGUUGGUACUCACCUUGAUGAUUGCCUUGUUGGUUUCCAAGAGCUUAACAUUCCACGUUGUGAAGAUGGAACUAAACUGAUUUAUACUUUACCUCCUCAAAUUUCAGGAAUUCCUGAAAACUCAUCACUCUACGAUUUUGAGGGAAGUGAUGCAAGUUCAAAGAUGAGAGUUGUAAGAAUAAUAUUCUAUGGCAUCCCUCCUUGUAGUUGCAUGACCAUGGGUCAGAUUCAAGUAUUUGGUUCAGUUGACACACUUCUCAAUCCAUCUCAAUCACCUAAGGAGUUUUAUUUGGAACUUUUAAAGGCAUCCUCUCAAAACGAAGUAGAACAAGUUCUGGAUAAUCUUGAAAAACAACAAGUUGAAGUUUCUAGAAGAAAAGCUGAGGAAAUCAAGGUAUUGGAAAAACAAGUUGAGAGGGAAGAAGAGGUCGAACGUAAUGAAUCCUCCUUCAGUGACAUUAUUAAGGAUGGUACAGCAGUUGAAUUCACACAGGACCAAGAAGAAGAAGGAAGCAAUACCGCUAUUAGCUCCACAAGUAGUAGUAGUGUACCUACUAGCAUUGUUGCCACUGACAAUCCACAAAAUGCCAUUCUCAUCGAAGAUGUAACAAGCCAAGCCAAGAUUAAUGCCAAUGCUUUGGAUUCUAUAUUUGAUGACUAUUUUGAGAAGAGCAGAGAAAGUGGUACUGAAAGUUUGGAAAACUUCCUUCAAACCUCCAAAUCAAACACUACUGCUAUCAAACUUGAUGUCAAAGAUAAACUGAUAGAAAUGAUUAACAACCAGGAUGAAACUUUGAGAGCUCUCAGAAAUGACAAGUCGAGAUCCCUUGAAAAGUACUACAAGUUUGUACAAACCAAGGUUCCUACUACAACCUCAGAGAUGAAUUUUACAGACUCUUUAGAGUUGGAACUUGCUAGAUUGAAGCUCUAUAUCAGUCCUCACGAAAGAGAUAAUCUUUUGGUAGAGAAUAACUAUAAGAUUGACAAGUUCGAUCCAAAUCAAUAUAUAUAUACCAGAGAUUCCAAAGUAGAGAAAUCUAUUAGAAAAUCUAUGGAAACCUCCACCUGUUCCAUGUGUAAGACCAGCAUCAAGCUGAGAAAAUCUUCAUGCCGCUACUGUAGACACUCAUUCUGUAAAAACUGCAUGUCCAAGUCAAAGUGUGAAAUUAUUGAAUUCAACUGGAAGAAUCCUUCAUCAGUAUGUAUUGAAUGCUCAUCAACAAUUGCCAAGCAAAAGGAAAUGAUUUCUGAAAUUCAAGAACAUAUCACAAUAGAAUCUGGAAAAUCCAAGCUUGCAACCAAGAAUAUUACUAGACUUUUUACUGAGCUCUAUCCACCAAUUUCCCAAUCAAGAAAAAUGAUGAAAAAACACGAGAAGGAAACCCUAUGUUCAGAAUUUCCAAGUAGUGGUAUUUUAAGUUCUGUAGACACAGCUGCCAAUUCACCACCAAUAGAAUCAAUUCUCUUCCCACCUGACAUUUUACCUUUGGAAUAUUGGUAUGCCCCUCCUGGUAUUGAUACAGUUACCAUCAUUAUUCUUUUACAAUCAUAUGCUAAAUUAUCCAAGAUGGUUCUUUUGGUUGACCAAUUAGGUUACACACAGGAUGAUGCUCCAAUAUUUGAUAUUGCCAUCGGUGAGAGGUUACCAACGUUUAAAAACAUCACUAAAUGGACUUUGGAAGCAUCUAAAGCAAAUGAAAUGUUAGAAUUCUCUUUCAAUGGAGAGGGAACAUCCAACAAUACUGACUUGUGUAGAUUGGUAAGACUUACUGUAAAAUUACCAGAAAGAGAUCCAUCUAACACUUCACCUCGUAUUUUGCACAUUGGAAGAAUUUUACUCUAUGGAAAGGUUAAUGAUGAUUCCUCUUCUCAUCAUGGUAAUGAUGCCUUAGAGACACUUGCUCCUAAGGAGCAGCAAUAUUUGGACGAAAUACUUCGUGCCAAACCAACCAUUCAAAGAGUUCAACUCAAGACUGAAUCUAAAUAUGUUAAGGAGAGCAAUUGCAUUGAUGUAUCGUUGGCAGAAGUUGGAACCGUAGUGUCUGGCUUUAGAAUUAACCUCACUCAUACACAAGACACUAUUCACUCACAAGUCAAACAUAUCAGAGUUAGCUUUUUAUAUGGUGAAAAUGAAAAGAGUCUUGAUGUUGCCUCACAAGUAAUUGUUGAGAAAAUUACUGUACCAAAGGUAGAACCAGGUGCUUCUCUCAUUUUUGAAUUUAAUAAGAAUUUCAACGUGGCUGUCAAGUUGGUAAGAUUUGAGUUUUUGUCUACUUAUGGAUGUCAUGUUAAUGAUAUUUCAAUUCCUCAAAUUUUCCUAUUCUCAAACACUGUCCAAUAAAUUAUUUAUUUAUUAUU